UUUACAUAAGAGAUUAUAGGCGCUGAUAUAAAAAUCGAUACUUGGGUUUUGCGCCCUCUCGGAAAAUGUUGUAAAAUUAUGAUAUUCGAACAUAUGUGUCGUUUAGAUUUAGUUCAUAAAAAGUAUAACAUAUGAUAACAUAGUGCAGCUGUAGAACCAUAUAGAACCUGUGCUAAAUGCAAAUAAUCAUCAGAUCAACAGAUUCGUUUAGUACGACGUUUGCGCAGUUUGUGAUAAAUCUCCAUACAAAAUGGAAUGUGUUAUCAGAGAGUAACCUAAAUCUGAACAUUUCUUUCUGUCAAGUGUUUCUGAUAAUUACCCAGGCAUCAUAAAACCUUGGGAAGAAGUUGAAUACACACAUAACCUACCAAUCGGUGAGGUUUGCUCAAUAAAAGAGUCGAGUUUUUUAACGCAGCAGUUCUCUUUACCAACAUUUAUUUAAGAUACCUGAAAAGAUGGGCUGGGUGUUAGAGAUAGCUAAGAUGUUUCUCUAUAUAUCGUUUCCUGUUGGAAUAUUUCAUUAUGUCAAUCAACCAGCUUAUUUUGAGGAGUAUGUGAUAAAAGCAAAACAAGAAUACUACCCACCCGAGAGUCGACGUGCCAACGAGCAAAUGGAAAAUUUUAUUCGCGAUUUCAAUAUUACCAUGGAAGAAAAACGUUUGGAAGCCAUGGAGAUGCAGAACAGGAACAAACAUUGAAGAAAAUACAUUGUAACGUUUCCGAGAUUGUGAUACCAGUAGUAAAAUUUAUUAUUUUUUUAUAAAGAGGAACAUAUCGGAAAUGUCUUUAGCGCAUUUAGUAGUAGAAAUAAAAAUAUUGAUAAAAAUGGUUUUUAA
This is a messenger RNA of Solenopsis invicta (red fire ant), 836 nucleotides long. RefSeq names its product protein PET100 homolog, mitochondrial. The transcript has 3 exons. The coding region runs from base 456 to 698 and encodes 80 amino acids. The record is from RefSeq and is a predicted model, not a curated record. Gene Ontology annotation, biological process: mitochondrial respiratory chain complex IV assembly. Lineage: Eukaryota; Metazoa; Arthropoda; Insecta; Hymenoptera; Formicidae. Gene Ontology annotation, cellular component: mitochondrial inner membrane; mitochondrion.